UUUUAGAUACUCCCCUAUUUUUAAAUAUGUGCCCUAUUUUUUAUUUUAGAAGAUUUAGAUACUCCCUCUAUCUUUAAUUAUGUGCUAUGUUUUUUUUUUUUUUUUUUUUUUUUCCGACCUUUUUUUUGAAUAAGCACUCUUAUAUUUUGGAAGUAGUAAAAAUAUUUUAAUACUCCAUACUUUUUCUCCAAUCCCCGACUCAAUUUCAUUUUUUAAGAAAUAUUUUCCAUUCUCUCUCUCUUCUUCUCUACAAUAACGUAUUAAUACUUUUAUAAUUUUUUUUUUUAUUUUUUUUUAUUUUUUUUGUUUUCAGCAUGUUUCUCUUGAAUAUCAAUUUAAAAUUUAUCUCUUUGUUCUAAACCUUUGUGAAAAAUCAAGCAGAGCACUUAUUAAAUGCGGGAGUAUUAUACAUUUUAUUUUUAUUUUUUUUAAAAAAGGGCCUAAUUUUAUCUCAACUGCAUAGGGCCUCCGUAAUAGUUGGGACUACCCUAAUUAGAAUAUUUAUAAACUAUUCAUUAACACGAUUCCAACAAUUACUCACAAUACUAUCUAUAAUAUUUUAAUACUCUAAUUACCCCAGUUAGACGACCAUUAUAAAGUUGUUAGCUGGAGCUACACUACCAACAUACCAUUAAUCAUUCUAGAAAAAACUUCAGAACAAAUGGAUUCACCCAUCUACGCCAAAGAAGAAACAAAAGAGCAACUACUAGAAGCACAAGCUCAUAUAUGGAGUCAUGUUUUCUACUUUCUCAAAUCCAUGGCCUUAAAAUGUGCAAUUGAACUACGCAUUCCAGACACCAUUCAAAAACAUGGCAAACCAAUGACUCUUAAAGAGCUAGCCAAUUCUCUUCCUAUCCUCCCAAACAAAGUAUCCUCUCUUUCGCGCUUAAUGCGCCUUCUUGUAUCCUCGAAAUUCUUCUCAAUGAAAACCUUACUCAACGGCGAAGAAGGAUUUGUUCUUACAUUGAGCUCCCAACUUCUGUUGAAAGCUCACCCGCUUUCGCAAGCUCCAUUUGCUCUUACAACGCUUUCUUUACUAACCGAACAAUCUUCUCAUCUAAGCAAUUGGUUUCAAAGUGAGGUUGAGUACGAAUCUCCCUUCCAAAUAGCUCAUGGAAGGAAGUUUUGGGAACAUGCUUGCCAUGAACCGAUGUUGAACGAGUAUUUUAACAGUGCUAUGGAAAGCGAUUCUCGAUUCGUUACGAGCCUAUUGGUGACAAACAAACAAUUCAAGGGAUUACUUGACGGAGUGGAUACGUUGGUCGACGUUGGCGGCGGCAAUGGGACGACUGCUAAGGCCAUAUCCGAGGCCUAUCCAUCGUUGGUAUGUACUGUACUUGAGUUGCCACAUGUGGUUGAGGAUUUACAAGGGAAUGAUAAUAAUGGCAACGUGAUUUACGUUGCUGGUAAUAUGUUUAUGAAGGUCCCUCUUGCUGAUGCUGUCUUACUUAAGUGGAUUUUACAUGAUUGGAGUGACCAUGAUUGCAUUAAAAUACUUAAACAAUGCAAAGAGGCAAUUCCUAGCAAAAGUCAAGGAGGAAAGGUGAUUAUCAUUGAUAUUGUGGUGGAGCCUCAAAUUAAGAAUUCAAAGCAUUCAAAUGCCCAAAUUUUAUUUGACAUUGAAAUGAUGUCACUCUUUGGAGAGGGAAAAGAAAGAACUGAAGAAGAAUGGAAAAUACUAUUUGUUAAAGCUGGUUUUAGUGAUUACAAGAUCCUUCCUAUACUAGGUUUGAGGUCUGUUAUCGUUCUUUAUCCUAUAUAAGUUUUUGGUAGUAACUCCCAUCUAGCACUGACUCAUGAGAAAGAUAUACUUAGUAUAUCAUCUAUUCGAGUGCAUGUACGUCAUGAUAUGGCAUAAGAUGUUAUUCUAUGAUUUCAACUACUACCUCUGUUUUUCUCUUUAUAACAAAGAGCUAUUAUUUGUGAGACAUAAAAUAUUUCUUUAUUAUGUAUGUCAUAAUAGUUUGCUUUGUA
Chenopodium quinoa (quinoa) is the source of this 1974-nucleotide messenger RNA. Its product is annotated as trans-resveratrol di-O-methyltransferase-like. Bases 662 to 1762 code for a protein of 366 amino acids. Gene Ontology annotation, molecular function: S-adenosylmethionine-dependent methyltransferase activity; protein dimerization activity; O-methyltransferase activity. The record is from RefSeq and is a predicted model, not a curated record. Lineage: Eukaryota; Viridiplantae; Streptophyta; Magnoliopsida; Caryophyllales; Amaranthaceae. The transcript has 2 exons. Gene Ontology annotation, biological process: methylation.